AAGGAUUUAGAAUUCUCCUGAUGAUUCACUUGAUUUUCUCUCGUAUAUUUGUUUGUUGUCUCCCCUAUUGGCCGGGUGAUUUGAAACGUUUUCAUGAAUAAACAUGAGAACGUAUGCUGUGUUCUACAAGGGAUACCUCAAACUCUUGAUAGCUAGUUUGUGGAGCAUGAUUUGCCUGAUAUUCAGAAGGCACUUAAAAACAGCAUUAAAAUACCAAAGUGUGAAAUAUGAUAUUGUUCCUUUAUCUCCCUUAUCUAAGUACCGGUUGUGUACAUUAAGACGAAAAGUUAUGGUAUUAGAUUUGGAUGAGACACUGAUUCAUUCAGUACACGAUGGGAUAAUGCGGCCAACGGUCAGACCAGGAACACCUCCAGAUUUCGUUCUCAAAGUUUUUAUUGACCAUCAUCCUGUUCGCUUCUCCGUUCAUAAACGACCGCAUGUUGAUUUUUUCCUCAAUGUGAUAAGCCAGUGGUACGAACUUGUAAUAUAUACAGCUAGUCUUGAAAUUUACGGAGCAGGAGUAACUGAGUUGCUCGACAAUGGACGCCAUAUUCUUCAGAGACGAUUUUACAGACAGCAUUGUACAUAUGAUAAUGGCAGCUAUUCAAAGAAUCUUUCCCUAAUUACCUCUGAUAUGGCUUCUGUAUUCAUAUUAGACAAUUCUCCAGGGGCCUACCGAUCAUAUCCUGAUAAUGCUAUUCCGAUUCGGUCAUGGUUUUCCGAUUCACGUGAUACAGCCCUUCUAUGUUUGCUACCAGUACUGGAUGCUCUUAGGUUUGUGAGCGAUGUACGUUCAGUACUAAGUCGUAAUUUACACAGGCCCCAAUCCAUACUACCUUAACACUAAUACAUACAUACAUGUUCUUUUGUCCAAAUACCUGAUUACCUUUUUGUUUGACCAGAUUUUUUAGGUUCUAAUUAUUAUUAAUACUUAGUUGUAUAUUCGACUUCACAACUCUCAUUUCAGUUAAACCUUUCUAGUGCGUUAAUCUUUAUACUUAGAAUUUUAUCAGACUAUAUAAUGUGUACAUGUUUUCUAAUUUCAUUAGGGCUCCCUAUCUAAUAGACUCAGUACUGUGUUUUGGAUUAUUAUUCUCAAUAUCUUUCUGUGUUUACUACGUUUUUAUUCAUGUUUUAAAGCUUUAUAAUCUUUUUGUCUCCAGUCCACUGUAUUGUCUGCACAGCCCUACUCUAUUUUGCAUCUGUUGUUUGAUUCCAGUUAAUGAAUAAAUUUAGGGAGGUGUUGUGCAAAUUAGUAUGUAUACUCUAUUUUUUCUGUGUAUGCCUCAGUUAAUAUGAAAUAGGUACAAUUGAUUUACUAAUACACUACUAGAAUAACAUAUUCUAUUGUCCUUGUGAGCUAAAAUUGUAUUAUAUUUUGAAUACUUUGUUUCUUAUACUUUUCAGUAUUAUACCUGUUGUUAUUUUAAGAAUUCCCUUCAUGUCUGAUUCCAGUCUCUCUAUUUUCUCCUUUUUCUUCUUCUAAUGAUAAAUACAGUUAUUUAAACUUAAUUAUUACCUCAAUUCUAUCAGCUUUCUUGUGUGUGUAAAUAAUAAAUAUACAAUUUAUUUCUUACUGUAAAUUAUUCUUUACACCACUAAAAGAUUCACAAAUGCUUUUUUUUUAAUUUCCGCUUGUGAAUACUUUACUGACAAUUAAGUAGUAUUACACCUUAUCACUCCAUAAAUUGUUCGACAGAAGGGUGUUUGCCUUAACUUCA
Schistosoma intercalatum is the source of this 1721-nucleotide messenger RNA. The record is from the annotation of a GenBank genome assembly. Lineage: Eukaryota; Metazoa; Platyhelminthes; Trematoda; Strigeidida; Schistosomatidae.